Bombyx mori (domestic silkworm) is the source of this 8881-nucleotide messenger RNA. RefSeq names its product zinc finger protein 729. Gene Ontology annotation, biological process: regulation of transcription by RNA polymerase II. The transcript has 6 exons. Bases 648 to 5513 code for a protein of 1621 amino acids. Gene Ontology annotation, cellular component: nucleus; chromosome. The record is from RefSeq and is a predicted model, not a curated record. NCBI's taxonomy places the organism in Eukaryota, Metazoa, Arthropoda, Insecta, Lepidoptera, Bombycidae. Gene Ontology annotation, molecular function: zinc ion binding; chromatin insulator sequence binding.
GGUUUCAACAUAGAUUCGUGAACUUUGUAAAACUUAGUGAUAUUGUAGUAUUUUGAAAACCAUGUUUUAACAUAUAACAUAUUUAUAUCAGUUUGAGUAAAUGGGUAUUUAAUUGCCCUAGAUUACAUUAAAAGUGAAACGUUUCAUAUUUUACGCUCCAUAAUAGAUUUUAUUCUGUGUUGGUUACUCACACGUAGAACGUACACAUAAAAUAUAAGUCAUCCUGUUCAACCAUCUUUAUUCAUUCUGGCGGUCUAUUGGCUCCUGUAAUAAUUUAAAACCAAUAGAUCGUGAGUUUUACCGAGAACUCAAAAAUGUAUCGAUAUAUGUUGCCCAUUCCUACUAAUACUAAUAUUCCCUAUACAUAGAUUACUCUUUUCUUUGAUCUUUGACCGAUACCCAGAAUUAGAGAAGCCGGCUAAUAUAUUAUAAUAUGGGUUCAGCUGAUUAGUUAUCAAGUAUUAAGUUAUGUUACUGUGUUUAACUGUCGAAAAGACAAAACAAACUAACGAAUUACUAGAUUAAAGUUUGAUACAUCCAAUUUAUAGUUUAGUUUAAGUUAAGUUUGAGUAAUAGUUAAAAUAUCAUCGUGCAUCGAAGAGCAGACAUGUUUCUGAUGACAUGAAACAAAUCCAGAAGAAAUCAAUAUGGCCCUCAAACUUGGGAAGUGUAGGCUUUGCCUCAAGCUGGGCGACUUUUACUCCAUCUUCACAAUGGACAAUGCCGUUCAACUGGCCGAGAUGGUUAUGGAAUGCGCGCGAAUAAAGGUCUACGAAGGAGAUGGCUUACCAGACAAGAUAUGCUCGGAAUGCAUUCAGAAACUUAGUAGCGCGUACAUAUUCAAACAGCAAUGCGAGAGAGCGGAUCAAGAGUUGAGACGGAACUAUGUACCGCCACCAGGAUUCAGUGUAAGUCCGGCGCCGACAAGUCGUCAAAGCAACGACUCCGCCAUUUCCACCCAAACUGACAGUUCGAACGUAAAGAACUCCGCGUCCGAUGGCAAACUAACAAACGUCCAGCGUUCUCGCAAACGCAGCAUCGACAGUGACAACACAUCGACUAGCAGCGUCCCGAAGUCCCAAACCGGGAACUCUAAACGCAUCGAAGAACUACGCAGGACUAGCAAAAGAGCCAAAGUCCAACCUAAAUACUUUCAAGUGGACUCGGACUGUGAUGAUGUCGCGUCUCCGAUUUCAUUCGCCGAAAGCGGCGGCACCGACACCGAGGAGUGUCCCGUCAAAAACAAAAGCUAUAGCUGCUCCGUUUGCAAUAAAGACUUCAAAUCGGGCCUCAGCCUCAGCAAUCACUCGCGGAUACACAAAAACGAUAGCGUCGGCGAGUACGUUCCUCAUGAUACCCCGAAUAAACUAAGGAGUGACGUUAAAGAGGAAGAACCGCUCACGUGCCAAAAGUGUGGAAAGUCUUUCAAAUUGAAGAUCAUGUUAAAUCGACAUAAAUGCGAAACUUCUGGACACAAAGAAUUACUCGUCUCGCUCAAGCCGAUAGACGGAGGGCAAUACAUAAACAUGAGCUGCGAAUUCUGCUCGGCUAAAUUUUACACCAUCGAGAGUCUGGAGAACCACAUGAAGCUCGCGCACGCGGCUUCGCCCAAGAAUGUUCUGGAAAGGCCAGAUAAGCCUGACAGAGUGCCCGUUCCGUGUCUGUUCUGUCGGGAGCUCUUCGACGAUUACCCGUUGCACAACUCGCACUUUAACUCUUGCGAAAAGAAGAUUCCCUUGCAGAGUUUCGAUUGUCCUCUUUGCGACAAAAACACCCCGAACAGGACGGGCUAUUUUCUGCAUCUCAGGGUGGUGCACUUCAAGUACGUUCAGAGCGACGCCGUGACGUCGGCGCGCCAGUGUCGCAUCUGCAACAAGAAGCUCGCCACGGAGGCCAUGCUGAUAGCGCACUUGGCGAGCCACGUGACCAACAAUGAUGCCGUCGAUGCGGUAAACUCGAGUCCGAAAGAAUCAACAGCGGAUAAGCGAGCAUCGCCGUCGACUCCGGGCGAGCCCUUGAAAUGCAGCUAUUGUGACAGGACCUUCCUGUAUAAAAAGUCGUUGAGUAAUCACGAGCGCAAGCACGAAGACGGCACCCUGACGGUCAAGCUAGAGGACAAUGUGAACGACAGUCAUAACGAUUCGAGUCUACUGAGCGAGACCAACCGCGCGUCGGACACAGACUCCAGCCAAGACGAGACGUACGACUUCACCUGCGACGUGUGCGACAAACAGUUCUCGUACCGGAAACAAUAUAUACACCACAAGAAAACUAAACACACAAUGUGUGCGGGAGUUAAGAGAUCGAAGAUCACACUAAAAAACUGCACGGUCACUUGUCGGAUAUGUGAUGUUGAAAUGAAAGUUAGCGACGUGAAGGAGCACAAUCAGAAGCAUCUGUCGGAGAACAUGAACCCUAGAAAUAUUUACAGUUGCAACGAGUGCGAUGAGAAGUUUAAGAGCUGCAAAGGUCUCGCUGAUCACAUCAAGUUCGUGCACAGAUUGAAGCAAACUCCUCCAGCGAAGAUGUCCAAUUCUAUGAAGUUUGAUGGUCCGGAUCUAGCGGAUUUUUGUGAGGUCGUUGUGACGAAAACGGAACCCCUGGAUCGGAUCCAGACUCACAACGGCUUCAAAGAGGUUCCGCUCAUUGACCAGUACAGCGACGCCACACCGGGCCCGCCCGACGGCGACGCGACCUCAUUCUCCUGCCACAUUUGCGGGAAGAACAUGCCCACGUUGAUUUCACUCAAACGACAUGUAAAUUGGCACUUAAGAGUCGGCAACAACAUCGAGAAGCAGGUCGAGUGCUUUGUCUGCCAACAGGUGUUCAGAUUCCAGUGUCACUACAAAGCCCACAUGCGCGAACACUACCGCGACCCCAACAUAGACCCCAAACUAUUGAUCUGCUCCAUCUGCAACCGCAAGAGUAAGCAUCUCCGCGCCGCACAGAUGCACAUGAUCUUCCACAAGCAGACGCGCUUCCAGAACAAAGACUACCAGUGCGCGAUAUGCAAAAAGGUCUUCCAGAACCGAAAGCUGUACCUUUACCACAUGUCCGUGCAUCAGAGAAAGGGAGAGAGCGGUCAGAAUACCAUAGUGGGCUUGCACAGCAGCGGGACCGGUCUACCUAAUAAAGCAGAGAGCGGUGAGGAUGGUUCCCUGACCUGCCAGAUCUGCGGCAAGGUCUGCAACUCGGAGUCGUCCCUCAAGCACCACACCGUGUGGCACAACUCCAAGACCCUGCUGUACGGCGCCAGGUACGAGUGUCCCGUCUGCAAGGUGCAGUUCACCAACAAACGGUACCUCGCCAUCCACGAGCGCACCCACUACGAGGACGACAACGGCCCCUACAAAUGUAAGGUCUGCGGCAAAGGGUUCAUAGACGAGGACUACCACCGCCGCCACCAGAUGUCGCACAACUUCAGCCACUCCUCGCACAAGAAACGGAUCGAAAAUAUGAGGAAGGGCAAAGUCAAAUGUCCGUACUGCCCUCGGUACUUCGACGUCCUGAAACUGUUCCGACACUUGAAGAGCUCGCACCCGCAGAGUAAGAUGAUCAAAUCGGAGGCCGAGCCGCCGCCGCAGCGCCAGUACUCGUGCAAGCUCUGCGCCAAACAGUUCCGCGACGAGAAGCGCCUGCAGCACCACGAGGAGGCGCACCUCCGGAAACCGGAGUUCUUUAAGUGCAAGUUCUGCGGGAAGAAAACUAUAUCAUUGAAAAAUCACAGGAUCCACAUAAAGUCUCACCUGACGAGCAAGUUCACCGACGCGCCUUUGAAGUGUUCGCGGUGCGAGGAGACGUUCGUGCGCGGGUACGACCUGCACCACCACCUGCGGGACUCGCACGGCGUCCACGAGACCUGGAUCGCGGAGCGGACGGAGCCCGUGCUGGAUGGGCCGCUGCACCACCUCCAGUGCUCCAUCUGCUUCAAGAUCCUCGCCUCCAAGGGCAACUUCGAGCGCCACAUCGACUACCACAACUCGCUCCGGUGCAACUACUGCUUCGACUACUUCACGACGCCGAGGUUCCUCGAGGGUCACCUGGCCUUCAGCUGCGCCAAAAAGAAACUGAUCGGCGACACAGAGGUGUACCCCAAGAAGUUGAAGUGCGAUAUCUGCUAUAAAGCUUUCCAUCUGCAAGUGAAGCUGGACUGCCACCGCCGCACGCAGCACGCCAUCCGGGUCUCGAGGGAGGCUCGCGUCGGCAACAAGAAAACCGUCUGCGAUUUCUGUUUCAAGGUCUUCGAAAGCGAAGAUAUCCUCAACUCGCACAAGAAAUAUCAUCGAACCAUCGGAUAUUACGGUUGCAUUUAUUGCAAGAAGAAGUUUGGCACGCCCACCUUGUACAGGAAGCACAAGACGUACCAUUUGUCUCAAAAGAAUGAAGAGAAUCCGACCAAAUGCGAGCACUGCGACGAGACUUUUGUAGCGUUCCGGGACAUGAUCCAGCACAUGCGGUCGGCGCACGGAGACCACAAGGAGUGGAUCGUGAUGCCGAAGGACUCGGUCGAGGAGAAAUGCCACAUCUGCAAUAAAACAUUUUUCAAUUUGCACAAACAUUUGGCGUACCACGAAGAGAACAGAUGCAAGAAGUGCGGUAAGUAUUUCUUCUCGGAAGCCGAUUUUGACGGUCACCUGUGCGCCAUCGAGAGCGACGACGAAGCCGCGGCAGACGUCAACAACGCCGGCGCACCCGCGUACGAAGAGUGCCGCUUCUGCUUCAAGCCCAUCACUAGGAAGAAUACGAAGAGAUUACACGACGGCAUCCACAAGACGUCCGGCGCGAUAUCCUGUCGCUUCUGCACGUUCAAAUUCAAAACGAUGGACUCGUUCAGAGUGCACGCGUUCUCGCACCGCAGCCGGAAGUACAACGCGAAACCGAUCAAGUGUCGCAAGUGCGGCGAGAAGUUCGUCAAAUACGGGCCCUUCAUUAAGCACAUGAGGAACGUACAUAAGUCCACGAAGAAGGUUCACUACAGAGCCACGGUACAACCGGAGGAGUGCGUGGUGUGCGGAGACCACUUCCCGAACCUCCACAAUCACUACCGCGCUCAUCUCCUCAACCGGUGUCAGCUCUGCAAGAAGUACUUUACGUCAUUCAAACUGUUCUCGGCCCACGAAUGCGACAAAGAAGAUUCCGAUCCCAGCAAAGUGUUCACGAGUGACGCUAAUUUGGAUUUCUUGAUCAGAACGUACGUGCCCAAGGAAGAGAGGGACGACGAGAAGUACUACGGGUAUACGGACAGCGAGGAGGAGAAUGAGACGGAGGACCAAACUGCAAAUCAGUCGCCGGUCAUUUCCGACGUGCUCUCUCUCUUCCGGCCGAACGAAGCGAAGUAUGACGAGGACAGUCAGACGGAGGAAGUGAAGAGUGAAAGUGUGGACAGUCCAGGAGAGGAGGUAAAAAGCCAAGAGGGGGGCGACCAGCUUGACGACAAUGUAGUAAAUCUUAUUGAUGAUGAACUAAUAGAGAUCGAGGACCAAGUUCCUAUAAUUGUAUUAGACGAUGAUUAGUGAACCGUGAAAAUAUUAUUUCUAGUUUUUAUAUUCUUACUGCCGCGAAACGCGUGAAUUUCCACUUGAAGGUUAGAACAAGCAGUAUUGUGAAGUAUUUGAGAUUUCAAUCUCAGGUCAAGACGGACAACGCUGUGAUGUCUUCAGUAAACACAGUAACGCCAAGGGAUCCGAGAACUAAAUGGCUAAUAAUGCUAGUAUUAUUCAGUCUGGUCUGGACGUAGUUAAAACGAAAACCGAAUAAAAUACUCCACGGCCUUUUAUCGCAAUUUAUUAACAUAGUUAAUAGCAAAAGGUUAAGUAUAAGCUUACUUUACAUUUCAAUGUGAGGAUGAAGGCAUAAAAGAAUAGACAUUUUUCAAAUAAUAAAAAAAUAGUGCAAAAUUAAGCAAUUUCUUCGUUAAGUCAUUGUUAGUGUCAGCGCUCCACUAACAGGCGUAGGUUAGUGGUUUCGGCACGAAUAUUUAGUAUAGCCGUUGUGUCGAUACGAUCGGAACUUCGAUGACUGUAUUCAACAUAUUAUACAGCAUGUUGCCGCAAGCCUAGUCCGUUAAAAUGUAAAUGAUAAAAUUUGGAUAAGGUUUCCCGAAAAAGAUAAAACAGGUGGCGCUUUUAGCAAGCAAUGUAGUACAAUUAAGAAUUAGAUGAUGGCCGUGUUACGAGAAAAUGAUACUAUUUUUCGUUAAAUGUCACACCCUGUAUCUACGCAGUUUAGUUUAGAUUUCUUUCAAGUAACUGACGGGUUGUGCAUGUAACAAUAUGCGGAAAAUGCGACUUGGCUUGGCAAAUCCAUUUUGAAACUAUUUUUAUGUUAUCAAUGGCUUAUAAACUUAUCAGGGGCCAUCUUUAUCAUGGGCCACUUGGCCAAUUAUUAUUUUACGUAUUGAAUUUUUAAAAAUCUAAUGUUUUUGAAUCUCUUUACUCUCUGUAAAUGCACCGUUCUACAUAUUAUAUGUAAUUACUCUUUCAUUACAUCAACGAUUAAUUGCUUUAAAGAUUGUGUGCCAUUUCUAAUGUCGUUUAAUAUUAAUUAUCUCAUUCAUCAAAACUCUAUUGUUUAAGUAUGAAUGGGAUGGGCAUUAUUUGACCGACUUAUAAAAAUGGAAGGUUCCUUAAUCUGAUGUAUUGCUUUUUGUUUGUAAUAGGAAUACAUAAUUAAUGUACAAUUACAAUUGAAAUCUUGCGUUUUAUUAUGAAUAUUAUGUGUAUAUUAAUACUAAAAGUAAGUACUUAAUAGUAAUAUGAAUAUCCAUAAAUGAUAGAUUGAUUAAUGUUGACUGUGUUGUAUGAAGAUUGAAAAGAUACAUGUUGCCAGAACGCAUUCAGUAUGAGGGGAAUGUUUGUGGAAGUUUUUUGAUGUUAGUCAUUUUAUAUUGAUAUUCAAUGGUAAGGCAACUAUCUCUACUGCAACUUAUUUAAAUUAUCAAUUAAUUGUAAACUGUCAAAUCUAAUUGACUGUCAACUGUCAAACUAAAGUAACUUUUUUUAUUACCCGCCAAAUCUCGCUGUAAAAUUCUUAAAUGAAGGUAUAAAAACCGAGCGAGAAAUACAAGUUUUAAGGUAGGUAAGUACUUACAUUUUGUAUGUUUAAAAUAUUUUAUACCGCCUUGUAAAUUGAGUUUGGAGUAUAGUAAAAAUAUUAUCUAUAUUUUUUAUUAUGAGAAACUUAAUUUCACAUUGAUUUCACGGCCCACCUAGUAUUAUAGUAUAUGGUAAACGGAACCCAAUACAAAAUGCCACCUCAUACAUUGAGAUAUGAAGUAAAAGUUUUAAAGAUAUAGCGGCCAUUUCACUUUUGCAACCUAAAAUUCUAGUCGAAACUAGCAGAAAUGGUGUAUUUAAAAUGCACGAACUGGCACGAAGCAACAACACUUAACCUGGUACUGUAUUGGGAAGUCGUGCUCAAGUUAUUUUAUUAAUAGCGGAGAAAAAAAACCACAGAGACAUGAAGACUUAUCAGCACCACUUUGUUGAAAACUAUUUCACAUUAUGGUGUGAGCAGUUGUUAGUUAUUAGUCUUAAUUAUUGUAUUUUACAAAAGCGUGAAUCACCAUUGCCUACUUUAGUUAUAAAGAGUCUCAAAUUAUAAAAAUGAAAUGUAUAUAAAAAUUAUAAUUUAUAAAAAUAUAAAAAAAAAUUGGAUUGUAUAUAUUUUAUACUAGUUUAAAAUUUAAGAGAUACGUGCUUAAUGUUAAAUUAAGUUGGAAAUAUAGAAAAUUUAUAUUCUUUCAAUUAAAACCUUCUUCUGGUUGAUUAAGGUAACAUUAAAAUAAACAUUGUUUGCUAAAAAAAGGAAUACCUAUUAAGAUUGUAUUAAAAGAAAAGAAAAUUUAAUCUAGAACUUUCUCAAGAUUAACGUGUUUAAGAAGUUUUGAAAACCUGUAUUUAUUUGUCAGUAUGAAGUGAAGGGUUUGAAUUUGUCUCAACAUAAUAUAUAUUAUUUUACAUACAACAUAAUUAUGUUAUUUUUAACAUCGCGACUUUAGAGACAGGUCUUAAGAUCCCGUUGUCUAUGACACUGUUAUUUUAGAUUAAGUUUCUCUUUUCUAAUUAGUUCUCGGAGUAAUAACUAAAACUCUUCUGUAAAAGAGAUUUUUACAAUCUGUUCAAACGAUCUUGUGUUUCCGCCGUCUUAUUGUUUGAUUGUGUAGUAUUCUUUAAGCACAGGGGAAUAGCUGUUGUACCCAAUGCAACAGACUUCAAAGUUAUCUCUUACUCGCUUUGUAGUGUGUUCUCUGAUAUUAUCAGUUUAACUAUUAAGUCAUUUUUUUUUAUUGCCGUUGUAGGCAAACGAGCAUACGGCCCACCUGAUGGGGAGUGGUUGCCGUCGCCCAUGGACUUCAGCAAUGCCAGGGGCAGAGCCAAGCCGCUGCCUACCGAUACUUAAUACCUUAACUUAUGAAGGUAGGAAGAUACGAAGACGGUAGCUUAAUUUUUGUACACAUUCUUCACGCGGCGCGUGUGCGUGUGUGCGUACUGACCGAAGCUCCCAUAUGUGAACGAGCCGCUAAAAUCUGCAUUUUUAAUUACUAGGAUUUCUUUUAUUAAAUAUUAAAAUAAUAAGUAAUUUCGAAUUUAAUUAUUAUUAUUUUAGUAUUUCUAUGUAAAAUGGUCUGUCAUAUUAAAUAGUAAUAAGAGAAAUAAUUUCAUUUUUAAUAAUUAUGUAUCAAAUGAAUAUCCACUUGUAUAUUAUUAUCGUAUUCUAGUUUUUUCUAGGAGAUAGUUAUAGUUAUUAUUAUUGUAAGUAGAAUUCAUUUUGUUGGAUGUAAUAGGUAAUUCCUGUUGUGGAAUUUAGUAUUGUGUCAAAUUGUGGAGGAUGCGGUAAUUUAAUGAGUAUUGAAGAAAACGAGAAUAAAUGUUUCAGUUAA